Achroia grisella is the source of this 1909-nucleotide messenger RNA. RefSeq lists its product as uncharacterized. Lineage: Eukaryota; Metazoa; Arthropoda; Insecta; Lepidoptera; Pyralidae. The record is from RefSeq and is a predicted model, not a curated record. The transcript is spliced from 3 exons. Bases 79 to 1857 code for a protein of 592 amino acids.
UGGAAAUAUGAUUUAUUAUAUCUCAGUCUUGAGAAAAUAUCCGAGAAUAUCAAUGCAUACACCUAUAAAUAAGCGUAUAUGUUAAAUUAUAUAUUUCAUUUGGAGCGUUUCUGGAGAAAGUUAAAAUUGAAAAUAAUUAUGAGAAUGGAUUCAAACUGUCGCGUCAUCAAAUCUAAGUCAUCUAACACUGCUAUAAGAACAAAAUCUGGAAAUAGAACCGACAAGAAGAGUAGAAGCAAUGUAGAAUUUCAGAAGAACAAUCUCAAGAAGAGAGGGAUGUAUGUGGAGAAGAAACCAACAACAACGAGAAUACACAGCAAAGGUAAUGCAAUGUUUUUUGUUAAUGAAAUGGGGGGGACUGACUUAGAAGAACGAAAGGCUAUAAAACCGCAAUUUCAACGACGAGCCGACCGUAAACAAUUUCUAAAAUCUGUAUUAACUAUACUAUCAAAAACAACAGCAGCCACCCAAUAUCCCGAGGAAGAUCAUAAUAUAGGAAAUAUUAAAAAGAGAAACAAAAUUAAUAUUAAAGGUAAAAGAAAAGUUAUCGAUAAAGACACAGUAAAAUAUGAAGAUAAAUCAGUAGGUACUGAAGGAAAAUAUAAAUCAAAUACACUUAAUGCACAAGUUAAUAAAUCUAUUGAUGAGGAUAAAUUGGUUGUUUUGCAACCUCGAAAAGAUAUAAUACAAACACCGUCGAUUUACUCCGAAUGUGGAUUAUUUAAAUGCACAGAUUCAUCGCCGUUUCCCGAAAAUAAUAUUGUUGACAAUGCCAAAUUAAUCAAUGAGCUAAAUAAUGUUUUUAAUAAUAAAGGACUAAAAGAACAAAUUGCAGAUUACAAAAUGAAAGAUGACAAGAAAGUUAGGAUUGAUACUACUACAGCUACUUUAGUGGAAAACACUAAGGACGAUAAGGGUUUAUAUAAUUUUUUUGUAGAUUUGUUGCAAACGACCUUUAAUACGUAUAACGUUGAAGCAGAAAAUAAUACCACUACAAAUCUACCAAGUGAAGAGCGUUCGGCAGCAGUUUUUGAAAUAGAUGAAUCAGUAGCUGAAAUACUUAACGUAAAAGAUUAUGACGCUUCAUCCAUGUCUGCUAAAAUUAUAGAGAAGCCUUCUAAACGUUACUACUGCACGACUGAAUCAGAUUUCAAUGAUCUAGUUGAACAACCUGAAAACGUGCCAGAUUCAGUGAACCAGCAGUUACUACCAAAAUCACAGAGGCGUGGCAAUAGCAAACUGAAAACUCAAUCGUUCUUUUACAACGAAAAUAGAUUAACAGACUUGAAAUCGAAAAGCACUGUAAUGGAUAAGAGAUCGUCGUUUUCUAGAAAAAAUAAUAAGCAAACAUUAUUGAACAUGUUUAAACAGGAACUAAAGUUGGACGCAGAUUCUUAUGAAGACCCACAGAACUUGUAUCAAGCAUUACAUUUGAUAGCGAGGAAUAAACGCAAAUGUCAAAAAUCAAUACGCUUUAAUAAAGAUAGUAUUAAGAAAACUGAUUCAGGCUUCAAUAAAGAAUGUAUGUUUAAAAGAAGAAAAGUUAUAUCACUUAGUACCAAAUUGACUAAGAAGCAAUUAAAUGAGCAAGAUAUAGCAAGAAGCAAUUAUAGAUCAGUAACAUCAAGCACUAAAUGUUCACAAUUUAGUAACAAAACUAAAAGUAAAUAUAUCAAAUCUGAGUAUAGUACAAAUUUAGAUGUAGACGAAUCUAAUCAUUCAUUAGAAGUAUAUUCGUUUGAUGAUGAAAUUACUGGCAAAUAUGCCACUCCGCUUCCUAACGAAGUAGUGUUGCAUCAUUCUUCUCCGUCGCUCAGUGAUGGAGAAUUGGGCAUUAAUGAUCCCAUUCAUAAAUAAAUAGAUAAUGUGAAAAUUAUGACAGUUAUAUAUGUAUACAAAGAAGCAAGUG